Messenger RNA from Labrus mixtus (cuckoo wrasse), 5028 nucleotides. It is a transcript of the gene tarbp1, whose product is annotated as TAR (HIV-1) RNA binding protein 1. Gene Ontology annotation, molecular function: tRNA (guanine) methyltransferase activity; RNA binding. The transcript is spliced from 29 exons. The coding region runs from base 121 to 5013 and encodes 1630 amino acids. Gene Ontology annotation, biological process: tRNA methylation. The record is from RefSeq and is a predicted model, not a curated record. Lineage: Eukaryota; Metazoa; Chordata; Actinopteri; Labriformes; Labridae.
GUAUGCGGAAGUUUACAUUCCGCUUGGAAAAACGUGUGGCUCAUGGCAACUGUUAGAAAAGCCGGGGCGGCGGUUUAACUGUAGCUUUUUGUGUUCCUUCUAGCUUAACAGUCCUCCAAAAUGAAUUCACUUUUAAUUACCGCCGUGCUGUCCACUUCUCCUGACCACGGCCUUUUGUUGGAGUCUCUGUCCUGGUCGGGUGACUCGUGGCCGGGGACGGAGCGGGUCGAGGCGCUGACAGCUUUCAUGGAGGGUCUCGGACCUCUUCUAACCGAGCCUAACACGACUCCGUCAUCAGCUGCGAAUAAAGAAUCUAUAAAAGAGAAAGUCGAGUCGGUGAUAUGGACAAGGUGUCUUCCUCUCCUCUCACGAAUAUCCGGGGAAGAAGGCAUGCGGUGCAGGGAGAGCACCGCUGCAGUCUGCCGGCUUCUGAGCGUCUGUGUCCCGCUGUGUGACGACGCAGUCCCGGGGAAGUUAGCUCUGCAUGUCCUUCCUUCACUGCAGCUGUGUGUGGAGGAGCCACCGGGUCCUGGACGGCUCAGUGUGGAGGUUGCAAGCGAAGUAAUGUCUGCUCUGAUACCUUCUCUGUCAGCUGAUCUGUCACUCACCAUCCUCACAUCUGCUCUAUCCUGCAUCAAAACACUCCCUGAUGCAAUGGUGUCCAAAAUCACAGUCCGGCUUCUCCUCACCACCCUGACCUGUAGCAGCAGCAGCAGCAGCGGCGGUGAGAUGUUAACACGACUCCUCACGUUGAUCCUGGAUGACCUGUGCAGCUGGCACUCCACCCACAGCUCACCUGUGGUGACAGAGAGAGCACUGCUGUGUUUGACAGCUCUGUCUGAUCACCUGCUGAAACCCCACAGCCUCCUCUCCUCCUCCUCCUCCUCCUCCUCCUCCUCCUCCUCCUCCUCGUGUGACCCUGACCCUCGGCUGUCCCUUCAGUUCUGGCGGAUGGUUCAGGAUGGACUCACGCACAGGGACGGCGUGUCCCGCAAGAGGGCGUUGUACCUGCUGAAGAUGUGUGUAGCCCUGUCAGAGCAGGGGGGGGUUGACUGCCCUGUCCCUGCAGCAGGUGAAGACGAGAUCUUGUUCCGAUGGGCCUCUAACAGGAGCAAGUUGCUCAAAGAGUUCUGGGAGGAUUAUGCGCUGGUGAUGGAGACACUGGAGGAAAACCAGGUUCACGUCGUCCGGCCAGUUCUGAACAGAAUAGACACGCUGAUCCAAACCACAGUGGACGACAGUCAAGGUGAAGCCGGCCUCUUCCACCCGUCCUGGCUGCUGUGCGUGUACCAGCGGAUGUUCCACAGUGAGAACAAAUCCUUGAUGAGGGAGGGGGUGUGUCAUCUGCUCGAGCUGCAGGUCCUGCAGCAGCCGGCCUUUGCUUUGGCCUUCUCUCAGUUCAUCGUUGGCCCUUUCAUGGAUGUUCUGUCUGAAUCUUCACUCUUCCACAGGUCAGCCGGGCAGCGUGUUGGAGAUUGUCCUGAGCUUGGGACCAAACUGGAAGUCUUCAUGAAAUCUUUCUUCAGCAGUCUUCCUUCAGAGCACAGAGGUCGUGUUUUGCUGAAGAUGAUUCAGCAGCUGAGCUCUAAACACUGGUGUGCUGUACCCCUCCUCUUCCUCGCCCAGGCUCUAUCCAAACUCCCCCCAAGUCCUCUGCUGGGGGUGGAGGGUCUCUCUGCUCUCAGGGAGGUGCUGCGCUGCACCAUGAUCACCCAUCAAGUCCUGCUGAGAGGUGCUGCUCAGUGCUUCCUGCUGGAGAGCGCCCUCUGUCUCACAGACGUGAGCGUGGUGACCCUGGAUGACCUCUUCAGUUUCCUGAUGGAUUUUCGUUCAGAUGAGUCCUUGUGUAGAGGGACGCCGAUUUGGAAUCAGACAUGUGUCUGGCUAUUGGACAACGAGGACAGCUUCAAGCCCCGGAUGAUGGAUGGAGACGGUGCUGAUGCCGACACCGAGAAAGAAACUGUGAGGAGCCACGUUCUAAACGAUGUACACAACUAUCUCCGAGUCCCAGCGAGCACAGGUCACACUGAGAAGUUACCCGACCCUAGAGAGGCUGAAAAGUUGGCCCGGGCCGUUCUGCUGUGUGUGGACGUGGAGAGGAGUCGUCUCGGGGCUGAGAUCAGUCACACUCUGGAGCCGUUACUGUCUCCUCUGCUCGACACUCUGAGCAGAGUCAGCACCAACAUCUACCUGCCCGUGCGCAAGAGUGACAAGAGCCUGCAGCUCGCGCUCCGACUGCUCCAGCUCGGAGGGAAACGGAGCUGUCAGCGGGUUGGAGAGGAGAAAGUAGACGAGGUGACGGCGUCCUUGGAGAAGCUGAUUUCUAAACUGAUGGAUCCCAUCCUGGAGUUCAUCUUGAGGCGGCUGUUCGGGGAGCUGCAGGAGCUGUUCGAUGUGGAGCGGGCCGAGCUGUACCUGUGUGUCCUGAGGACGCUGUGGGACAGUUCUGCACAACACAUCCAGAACAAAAUUCAGCAGACAUAUUUCCCUAAGCUCGUCAAGUACAGCUUGAAGGUCCUGAAGGAGCCCAGCCAGGAGAUUAACUCUGUGGCAAACCAGGUGGCUAAAGCGAUCGCCAUGGCAACUCUGGCUACAGUCUGCAAUCUUUUGGAUCAGGAUGUUAUUGUUAUACAAUCAGAGACCGUUUCUGCCAUGAAAUCACUCAAUGAGUAUUUCUAUUUCCAAACCUCACCUCCUCCUCCUCUGCUCGGAAACUUUAACAAACGGCUGCAAAAACCGCGGACAGAAGACGGCUCAAGUGAUGUAGGAGUGCAGGGUCCGCUGCUUCAGGACUGGGGACGCGUUGCUGCCAGUUUUAUGCGGGACCAGUGGGUUUGUCUGAGCUUCCUGAUGAAGACUGUUGGGUUACCGGAGUCUGCAGAAACGUCCAGACGUCCUGACGCUCUUAAAGCCGCUCUGAGCUGCAGUAUGGAGGCCCUCUCUCUGCUGCCCAGUGACCUGGUGCUGCCUGUGCUCACCUUUAUGGAGACACUUCUGCCACAAUUGGUGCUCCACGAGGAGGCUCUCUGCGUGGAGGCCGUGACCCUGAGUUGGGAGCUGGUUCAGGGGCUGAGCACCAACGCCCACGACUUCUGGCUGGCCCUGAAAGGCUUCGUCUCCAUGGCCUUCCACCAGAAACUCCUCCAGAUGACGGACAGCCAGGCUCCCACGCUCACGUCCACACUGAAACAGAUUUCCUCCGAGCUGAUGGAGCUGUCUCAGUCGAAGAGCGGCGUGUUCGGCGUGCUGCUUCAACACUGCUGUCAGACGUGGCUGCCCACAGGCGGCGACCGCGACCGCGACGACGCCGUGUUCUCAAGUGUUUUCAGCCACAUCGACAUCCUCACUGAAGCCUGCGUCUACGGUCCAGUGUUCAGGAGGGAUCAACGGCUCGUCCAGGACGUCCAAACAUAUGUGGAGCAGCUGGGGGAAGAGUGUUCAGCCAAUGUCUCCGUUUCAAGUGAUAACAGGGACGAGCAGUUUCCCCGGACGUGUGCUCUGGCGUUUCUCGUCCGCCUGGAUCCCUUUAAUCUGCCGCAGCAUCAAAGGCUCAUAGAGGAAGUCGUUCUGGAUUUGUUGAAAAAGGAUAAUGACAUAUCAAAGUCAAAAGUGCGUUACUAUAGCAACUCCCUGCAACAUCGAGUCAAAAACAGAGCAUGGCAAACGCUGCUGCUGCUGCUGCCCAAACUCAAAGAGGAGUUUAUUGCCUCCUCAGUAAAGCGCAUGUUUGAAGCUGGAUUCUGCAGCAACCAGGCCUCAGUCAAAUACCUGAUGGAGUGGAUGAUGAUCCUGAUCCUCGUCAAACAUCCUCGACACAUGGAAAGCUUCUGGGACUGCUUCAGCAUGGAUCAUGAAAAGACAAAGACGAGCGUCUGCACCUUCCUGUCAGUGCUCGUACAUUUCAACGUCAUCCUUCCUCUUCUCACGCAGAAGGCUGCACAGUUGCGUAAAGCGCUCGACAUCAUCCUGCAGUGGUGUUUCAACCACAACUUCAGCGUGCGUCUGUACGCCUUGCUGGCCCUGAAGAGGGUGUGGAGCCUGGCUAAGGAGGUCAUGGCGGAGGAAGGGGACUGUGGUUUGGGAGGUCUGUCCACUGUGAUCCAGGCCUGUUUGAACCAGGCUGAGGCCAUGCAGAACACCGGAAAUGCCAACAAGAACUGGUUGAGGAUUCAGGAGCACUUCUUCUUCGGUGCCUUUCAUCCGAUCAGGGAUCACAGCGUCGAGACCAUAUUCUAUACGUUCCCCAGUCUGUCAGAGGUGGCUGACGAUGAAUGGAUUCCUCCCUGGAAGUUCGAGGAGCAUCCGGGUUUCUCUGACACUUUACCUUUAUGUUUGAGAAAUCCCUCUCCGGACCUGAGCCGGCUGCAGCCUGGAGACUGGAUCCAGCAAGACAAAGGUGAGCAGAAUAAGGAGGACCGCUGGGCCGAGGUGCAGAAGAAGAUCACUCCCUGGAGGUUGGGGAUCCAGGAGCAGGAGCCUGAACUUCAGCUGGUCCCCCAGCAGAGGGCGGCUCGUCUGGGCAAACUGCACGGGGCCCUGCUGGUGGUCGCCUCGCUCAUCGACAAGCCUACCAAUUUAGGAGGUCUGUGCAGGACCUGUGAGAUCUUUGGUGCCAGCGCUCUGGUUCUGGAUAACCUCCGACAUGUCAGCGACAAACACUUCCAGUCCCUGAGCGUCUCGUCUGAGCUUUGGCUUCCUCUGUUAGAGGUGAAGCCUGCAGAGCUCGCCGACUUCCUGCAGAUGAAGAAGAGUGAAGGUUACUGCAUCGUCGGAGUGGAGCAGACCGCCAACAGCCAGAGCCUCCAGGACUACCAGUUCCCCGAGAAGACGCUUCUACUCCUCGGUAACGAACGAGAAGGAAUUCCCGCCAACUUGCUCCAGUUGUUGGACGUGUGCGUGGAGAUCCCUCAACAAGGUAUCAUCCGCUCGCUCAACGUGCACGUGAGCGCCGCGCUGCUGAUCUGGGAAUAUACACGGCAACACCUCACCUCAAGUUCAACUCCAGACGACUGAAAAAAAAAAGAAAAA